Molecule: messenger RNA, 3226 nt
Organism: Oncorhynchus keta (chum salmon)
Lineage: Eukaryota; Metazoa; Chordata; Actinopteri; Salmoniformes; Salmonidae
Product: prolactin-releasing peptide receptor-like
Exons: 3
Coding region: 179-1267 (362 amino acids)
Biological process (GO): G protein-coupled receptor signaling pathway
Cellular component (GO): neuron projection; plasma membrane
Molecular function (GO): neuropeptide Y receptor activity; neuropeptide binding
Source: RefSeq, a predicted model, not a curated record
GCUCUGCAACUGUGUACUCACCACUGUUCAGGAAGGAUAUGAAUGUGUCGAGAGCGCACUGAGGUUCUCAGUCUUUCAAGGAGUUCCCUUCUCCUUUUGCUCAUCAGCACUUGAGGGUAAGGUGCUAAAAGGCUGCUACCCAGGGCUCCCUAUUGCUGUGCGGUUAAUCAGAUACAGUAUGGAUGGCAGUGGCAGUGGCUGGACUGGAGGUCUGCUGCCCUCUGUUAGCGAGAAGACAACAGAGGGGGACUCGUCCUUUGAGAUGGCUGUUCAGAAUGACUCGGCCAACCACAGCUCCCUGUUUGCAGACGUGGCUCUGCUGCAGAGCUUCAAGCUGCUCAUCAUCCCCUGCUACUCCCUGGUGGUGGUGGUGGGUGUGUUGGGGAACUACCUGUUGCUCUACGUCAUCUGCCGCACUCGCAAGAUGCACAAUGUCACCAACUUCUUCAUAGGGAACCUGGCCUUCUCAGACAUGCUGAUGUGUGUGACCUGUGUACCCUUAACCCUGGCCUAUGCAUUCAACCCUCGUGGCUGGGUGUUUGGGAGGUUCAUGUGCUACCUGGUGUUCCUGAUCCAGCCGGUUACCGUCUAUGUGUCUGUCUUCACCCUCACCGCCAUCGCUGUUGACAGGUACUACGCCACUGUGCAUCCUCUGAAGAAGCGUACCUCUGUGUCCACCUGUGCUUACGUCCUGUCAGGGAUCUGGCUGCUGUCCUGUGGCCUGGUGGCUCCGGCCGUGGCCCACACAUACCACGUGGAGUUCAGAGAGGAGGGCCUCACUAUCUGUGAGGAGUUCUGGCUGGGACAGGAGAAGGAGAGGCUAGCCUACGCCUACAGCACCCUGCUGGUUACCUAUGUCCUGCCACUUUCCGCUGUCUGCACCUCCUAUCUCUGCAUCUCUUUCAAGCUGAGGAACUGCGUGGCGCCGGGACAUCGUUCCAGAGACCAGGCAGAGGCACAGCGAGCCCGAAAGCGAAAGAUCUUCCGUCUGGUGGCGUUAGUGGUGGCGGCCUUCGGGGUGUGCUGGCUGCCCAUCCAUGUGUUCAACGUGCUGCGUGACAUCGAUAUCCGCCUAAUCAACAAGCGCCACUUCCUGCUCAUUCAGCUGCUGUGCCACCUGUGUGCCAUGAGCUCCUCCUGCUGUAACCCCUUCUUGUAUGCCUGGCUGCACGACCGCUUUCGUGCUGAGCUGCGCAAGAUGUUCACCUGCCACCACCGCAUCGGCAUCCCCACCAACCACUGUGCUAUGGCCAGUGUGGUCCUCUGACUGUGCAGGGACAAGGAGAUAGAAGAGACACAAGACCUGUGAUACCUGUGUAAGCAUGUUGUUGGUCCAAUUUCCUGAUAAUGUUCAUGUUUGUUGGUGACCUAAUGUAAACAUAACAAGAGAUCAUCAUGAACAAUACAGGAAAUCUUGGAAUUACAGCUGAUUAUAGAGAUAUGAGGUGGUUUCCUCAUUGUUCAUAGGUAAACAAAUCAAUUGAACAUAAAUUAGGUGAUUGACUGGAAAUAAUCAUUAAAUGAGCAGAUUGAACAACAAUAAGAUGAAAUUCAAGAGACAAAAAGAGCAAGAGAUGAGAGACGAAAGACGGGAGAGAGGGAGAGAGGGAGGGAGAGUGGGAGAGAGGAAGAGAGAGAGAGAGAGAGAGAGAGAGAGAGAGAGAGAGAGAGAGAGAGAGAGAGAGAGAGAGAGGUCACUUCCCAUCAAUCUGUCCACAAGAGAUUCAUGUUUAACACUACUAGGAGAACAGUAGCAAAUAGGAAAAUCUAAAUCCACAAAAUGUUGUCAAUGCUCAUAAGAGGUCUUGUAAAUAAUACCAUUAGUUAAGUAAUCAUCACAGUAGUUGCUACAGGAAGACAUCUUCCAUUCAUCCAGAUGGACAGCUGUCUGCUGAAGUUAGAGCGCAGCACUUAGUGGACAGACAAUACAAUGUCAACUCAACUCAGUGUCCAGUAUGCUUCUGUCUGUUGUGUUAAUAGUCAGCUGCAGGUUUGGUCCCUAGACUGGUCAGCCUGGUCUCAUAGACUAGAUGUAACAUAGUAAAUGUAAAUCUGUAAAGACCCAAAUUAGUAUGACAUGAUACAUUUGGUAUGGUUACAAACAGAAAGUAGGGUGGUUGGUCGGGGUGGAUGGGUUCUAAAGCGAACGUCUACUAACCCAAGGUUGCGUGUUCGAAUCUUAUCACGGACAACUUUAGAUAAUUAGCAACUGUGCAACUACUUACUACUAUUUAGCUACUUUGUAACUACUUAGCAUUUUACCUUCCCCUAAUCAUAACCUUAACACUUUAACCUAACUCCUAACCCUCACCCUAACCUUAACCCUUUAACCUAACUCCUAACCCUCACCCUAACCUUAACCCUUUAACCUAACUCCUAACCCUCACCCUAACCUUAACACCUAACACCCAGCAAAUGUUAGCCACCUAGCUAAUGUUAGCUACAACAAAUUGGAAUUCGUAACAUAUCAUACAUUUUGCAAAUUCAUAACAUAUUGUACGAAUUGCAAUUCAUAACAUAUUAUACGAUUUGCAAUUCCUAACGUAUUGAAUAAAUGCAAUUCGUAAUGCAUCAUAUGAAUUGUCAUUCGCAAUAUAUCAUACAAAAUGGAUAAUGGACAUCUACAAACUAAUACAUACCAUACCCAGAAGUCAAAUAUCAUACUAAUUGAAGUAACUUGGAUUUACAUUUACUAUGUUAGGUCUAACCGAGUCCAGGUUGGACUGCACAUCCCUGGAGCACUGCCGAAUGAUGUGAUUACAGAUCUCGCUGUCUGCACCCUGUGAAUAAAAUUGCUUAAUAAAACAGUAGGUGAGCUUUUUCCCCCUAUGGUUAAGUUCUUCAUUUUUAUUGCAGUCUUCUCAGUCUCUUACAUAUCUUUGUUUGUGGGGAAUGUACCACGCCUCUGAAAACAGUCAUUCAGAAUGAGGUGUUAGUUAGGCAUUUGCUAAGGUCAUGCUUGCCACUGCAUGAUUGCAUUAUUGACUGAUUAUCAUAACUCCAGAAAGUUUCACUCAGGUGUUGAUUCUCAUUGUUUGUUUUUUAGACAAACCACAAGACUACCCACUUUCAAUACAUUUAAGCAAAAUGGUGGUUUGAUGAAGUUGUUAUGUAUCCCUUUGUAAUAAAUGGCCUUCUGUGGUUUGUGUCAUGCUAUAUAAAAUGCCUGUUAAGUGAUUGCAUGCAAUUAUGUGUAAAAUUCUCAAUAAACGAACACUGACAAUUG